AUGAAAUAUAUUGAGGAAAAUGUUUUGGUACGAUAUCAAUCUCUAUUCCAGCAUUUUAGUAAUACGGUAAUCGCAAAACAACAAAGGAUGGCGUUCGCUGUACGGCGAGUUGCAAAGUCGGAUACGAACAAUGUUAUGGCAUUUUUAAAAAGAACGUUUUUCAUGCACGAACCACUUUAUAAGAAAAUUGGGUAUUGUAAAUCGGAAAAUGAUGACUGUACUGAUUUGGACAGAUACUGUAGAUACUGUCUCCCUGGCAAAUCGUACAUGGCUGAAGAUGCGAGUGGAAAUAUUAUUGGGGUGCUCAUAAGUAGCAUCAGUUCAGUGAAAGAUUCUAUGGACUACCGCCUAGUGAAGUCACUUUGCGUUGAUCCAAAUUUUAAAGUUAUCUUAGACAUGGUCGAUGUUCGAGAAAAGGGUGCCCAACUGGGUGUAAAGUAUCCAAAUGAGAAAAAACUAUUUGAAAUCAUAUUUGCAGCGACAGACGAUAACUGGUUAAACAGGGGUGUGAUGAAGAAGCUAAUGGAAGAAGCAGAGAAAAAAGCAAGAGAAAAAGGUCUACGGUUGAUGCGCAUAGAUACCACAAGCGCAUACUCUGCGAAGGCAGCUGAAAAAAUGGGUUUCAAAUGUAUUUACAAGCGAGCCUAUAGAGAUAUUAACUUAAUUAUACCAGAUCCCCCCCACGAGUAUGAUCAAGUAUAUAUUAAGGAAUUCAAUUAA
Leptosia nina is the source of this 720-nucleotide messenger RNA. The record is from the annotation of a GenBank genome assembly. NCBI's taxonomy places the organism in Eukaryota, Metazoa, Arthropoda, Insecta, Lepidoptera, Pieridae.